Messenger RNA from Malaya genurostris, 770 nucleotides. Its product is annotated as protein obstructor-E-like. The transcript has 2 exons. Gene Ontology annotation, molecular function: chitin binding. Gene Ontology annotation, cellular component: extracellular region. Lineage: Eukaryota; Metazoa; Arthropoda; Insecta; Diptera; Culicidae. Bases 40 to 441 code for a protein of 133 amino acids. The record is from RefSeq and is a predicted model, not a curated record.
AUUCAUAGCAGCAUUCACCAAAAGACGAUUUAGGUCGCCAUGUUCGGUCAAGGGCUGAUACUGGUGGUUUUAGUUUCAGUCGUUUUCGCCAACUCGAACGACAUUGUCUGCCACCCGACAGAUACGCACUUCGUGGAUGAUCCCGAGCAAUGCAACAAGUACUUCACCUGCUACCAGGGUGAACCAUUUCCGCAGGUUUGUCCACCCGGUUUUCGGUUUAUCGAAGCACUACAAGCUUGCUAUCAGUCGACCGUUGAGGAGUGUUUCAACUGUCCGGAGACGGGGCUGUACUUCUUCGAACAUCCGGAAACGUGCGCGAAGUAUGUGCUAUGCUAUUCCGGCAAGCCACAAGUGAAGGAGUGUCCGGAGGAUAUGCUCUUCAAUCCAGUCGAAAAUCAGUGCGAUUUGGAGAGCAAUGUGGAGUGUAAUCGAAAGGAAUAAAUGUGGUGGAACCUGAAGCCAGUGUACAAGUUGUUUGUGUAUGGUUUGAACGGGAAAAUAAUGUUGUUGAUACAACAACACUACUCGUUAUAAAAGCUCAUUUUUAGAAGAGCUUAUGAUAUUUGUAUUAGCUCUUGCCACAGAAGCACAUAUCUGUGGACAGGUAAAUUGUACAUAUAAGUUUAUACAAUUGCGUUCACUAGACGAGUAUAGCCUAAUCAGUCAUGACGUUGAAUUCAGAUGGUAAAUAAAGGAAGCGAUAUAUUCAUUUCAAAGUUGCAUGGAGAAUUAAUCGGAAAGAAACAGAGAAUUAAUAAUUAUAUUGGAAA